CCGGCACCGCCCCCUCUUAUCUAGCCCGUUGGCCGCGGCCCCGCGAGGCGGCCGGCGGCGGGCAGGGGCCGCGCGAUGUCGCGUGGAGCCGGGCUUGUCCGCACCUCCAGCAGCAGCGGCAGCGCGCUCGGACCCGGGGCCAGCGCGGGGCAGCCGGGCGCGGGCCCCUCGGAGGGACUGCUGGACCCCGUGUAUCCUCGCACCCACGCGGCCCUGCUGAAAGUGGCGCAGAUGGUCACCCUGCUGAUCGCCCUCAUCUGUGUGAGGAGUUCCGUGUGGACCAGCUACAGUGCCUACAGCUACUUUGAAGUGGUCACCAUUUGCAACUUGAUCAUGAUCCUCGUCUUUUACCUGGUCCACCUCUUCCGCCUCUACCGAAUGCUCACCUGCAUCAGCUGGCCCCUGUCGGAACUUCUGCACUAUUUAAUUGGUACCCUGCUCCUCCUGAUCGCCUCCAUCGUGGCAGCCUCCAAGAGUUACAGCCAGAGUGGACUGGUCGCUGGAGCGAUCUUCGGCUUCAUGGCCACCUUCCUCUGCCUGGCGAGUGUGUGGCUCUCCUACAAGAUUUCGUGUGUGACCCAGUCAACAGGCCAGUGGGCUGUGCUUAAAUGCGCCAUGUGUAUGCAAGGACCGUAAAGGACUGAGAUGCCCAGUAAGAAACUACAGAAGCCAUUCUUAACUGCAAAGACUCUAUUACGUGCCACCUGUACCAGACUCUUUGAUGACCUCUCCAAGGCCAGCUGGUCUGUCUUCACCUAUAGCCAAGUUGCAUGUGAUAAUCAGCUCUGCUUCCCUGAGCUGCUAGGCACUCACGGGCUCUUGCACCUGAUUUGACCUCAACAGACCAAUGGAUGGGUAGUUCAUUUUGUUCACAUCUGUGUAGAUAAACUCGGGCACUUUGUCUCAGAUAUUCUAGGCCACCCUUCUCUGCUCAGUUUAUUGGUAACAAAAUGGCAACUCCUGGGUCCAGAAAGGAGGACAAUGUGGCUCAUCCCUAAGGGGACAACAGAUCUCAUCAGGUACGAACGUGUCUGACUCCAGGAAGUACACAGAGUCCAAGGGGAAGUGAGCAGCUCUCUUUUCCUAUUACAAAUAUGGACAAACUGUCCCAAAUGUCCUUGUUCUCUCCUCUAGUUGCCAUGAUAAAUAUGUCACCCCACCUAACCAGUUGUAGGACCCCAAGGGACAGGGAUGGGUUAAGAAAAAUCUGGAUGGCUCUGCAGGUUCAUUUGCUCCCUCAUUUUAGUAGCUUAUUGGAGAGAUGACUCCAAAGAUCUGAGUUAGCACAAUGGAGAAAUAUACUGAUUCUGGCCCAUGAGCUCUUGAGGGUCCCUUUUCUAAUAAGGCCACUCCUCUACAGAGAGCUUCCAUUCUUACAUAUUUGCAUAACUCCCCUGUCGCUGCCUCCAACUUCCUUACAUACGCGUGGAGCAGUGGGGCAGGGCUCCUCUCUGCAUGGAGUCCAUUUAUGUCCAGCACAGAUUACAGGGUAAUGAAGGUUCAGGGAACUACACACACUCGACUUCUAAUUUGCCUAGUUUCCCCCAAUAAGUCUUGCUUUAUAUCUGUACCAAGAGGCACAAUGUCAUGUUAAACUGGACAGCUCCACAUCUACAGAGAACAUCUAUAUUCCACUGGGUGAACAUCUGUCCCCACUAAUUUACACUCAAGUAAAAGUAUCAUUUCAUCAGAGAAUGCCCAUCAACGCCUGGAGCUACCACUGGAAAGUGCCC
This is a messenger RNA of Manis pentadactyla (Chinese pangolin), 1733 nucleotides long. It is a transcript of the gene CMTM7, whose product is annotated as CKLF like MARVEL transmembrane domain containing 7. The record is from RefSeq and is a predicted model, not a curated record. The transcript is spliced from 5 exons. Lineage: Eukaryota; Metazoa; Chordata; Mammalia; Pholidota; Manidae. The coding region runs from base 76 to 636 and encodes 186 amino acids. Gene Ontology annotation, cellular component: membrane.